This is a messenger RNA of Drosophila willistoni, 775 nucleotides long. RefSeq lists its product as uncharacterized. Bases 158 to 673 code for a protein of 171 amino acids. Lineage: Eukaryota; Metazoa; Arthropoda; Insecta; Diptera; Drosophilidae. The record is from RefSeq and is a predicted model, not a curated record. The transcript has 2 exons.
UAGGCGUUGACUUACGUGUUAUACUAACAUAUUUCAGUUUAUUCAUUUUGCUUACAUUUGAAAUACCUUUAGAGACUAAAAUUGUUUUAUAUUUUUGAUGUAAAAAAAGUGUAACGAAAUUUGUAGUUUUUUAUCGAUCAAUUAGUUGUUGCAAGCCAUGGCCAAAGGAGGAAUACGUCAAUGGGUUAAGCAGAUCGCCACUGUUGGGGUUGAAGUAAAACGAAAUAAACGGGCUAACAAGCUGUUGACAUGGGUGAAACCAAUAUCACUAAAGCCGCCGUUUUCUCCACCGACUUCCAACACAAGAGAAAUUACCAAAAAGAUCAAAAAUCUUAAGCCUGUUGAGGAAAUUCUUCCUGAAAAUUUCAUGGAACCUGGCAUAUUUGCUUCUCGUCGUUGUAAUGGAAUGGGCGCAUGCUCAUUUAUUGGCGGAGUAGUUCAGCCAACGACUAGACGGUGUCAAAAAGCGAAUUCACAGAAUUUAAAUGACGCUGAUCUCUUUAAGCAUUACUCCUUGUUAAAUGGUAGAUCAAAUUGGAAAACUCCAAAGGAUGGGCCCCUAUCCAGUUUGCAUGCCUCUCGUAUGAGCGCUUCAUUUAAACAAGCUCCACGUGUAAGUGAGGCUUGUUUUGAUCGUCUUAUCAUGUAUAAGCGUUCCAUUCCAAAGAAGUAGAGGCAACUUUUCUAAAAAGUCUUGAACCUAUUGAGUUCAUUAGUAUGUCAUUUUUAAGAAACUAGACAGAUAAUUUGAAAUAAACAUAUGUUCUCUUUCAAA